CGUAAGCAAGUCUUGACAGGAAUAUUUUCUAUAUAUUGUGACGUGUUAGGACUACUUGAAUGGUGAGCUUCUAUUUGGCAGAAUUGGAUGGACAGGACAAAAAACUGAACAGUUGAGACUUGGUUGUGGAUUUUACGCGCCAUUAAAAGUUGUGUUUCAGAGGAACGGAAAAUGAACACAAUAAGUCAAAGCUGUGUUCUAUUAUUAUGGAUGCAUGCGCUGACCUUCAUUAAAUGUCAAGAAUGCACUCUUGAAGAUUUUAUCAAGGGUCCCAUGUUUGACUCCAACUUCGACACAACAGGUUUGGAAGCCACUUACCAAAGUCAGCAGCAGGUGAGAGUGCCCUGUGCUGUUGGCCACAGCGGAUUCUUCAAACUCAUCUGCAAUAAUGGCCAGUGGCAGUUUCGUGGCACUAAAUGCCAGCCACGGCCAUGCGGUCACCCCGGUGAGGCCCAGUUUGCGGAUUUCCAUCUGGAGCUGGGCGAUGAUUUCGUCUUUGGCUCGCAAGUCAAGUACACCUGCCACAAAGGUUACCAAAUGGUCAGCCGCACCAACUACCGACGUUGCGUGCUGGAAGGAUGGAGUGGUACUAUUCCGGUCUGUGAAGUGGUCCACUGCCCGGCGAUCAACGUGGAAGACAACGUGGAGGUGAUCGGUGACGCGGAAGAAGCCAACUUUGGCAACGUGCUCCAGUUCAGCUGCAAGAAGAGCAAUGAAAUCUUGAUCGGGUCUUCAGAGAUGUCCUGCGACGAGAACGGAAAAUGGAGCAACACUCCUCCAAAAUGCGAAGAGAUCAAAUGCCCAGCGCCAGUCAUCGAAAAUGGCUUUGUGCCAAGCAAUACCGACGAGUACAAAGAGCACGAAGUCCUGUUUUAUCAGUGUAAUCCAAAAUACAAACAGGCCGAAGGGAGACCUUCAAAAUGCACAAAGGUCGGGUUGAGAGCCGAGUGGAGUCCCGCACCCUCAUGUGAAGUUGUAAAAUGCAAAGUGACACUGCCAAGCAUCGAAGGAACCAGCUAUGAACCUGAUUCCAUGAAUGUAUUCAUACCUGGCGACAAAGUAAAAGUCACAUGCGGACAAAACUUCUGGAUUUUGAACUCUCGGCAGACCUCGGUAGUAUCGACCUGCCAAGAAAACGGAAAAUGGACCAUCAGACCUGUAUGCCAGGAAUUUACGUGCAGAAACCACCGAGACAAAACUGUAUCGUACUGGAACGUGUACUGGGGACAGGUUAUAAAGUUGAACACUUCUGUUGAGUAUCAAUGUAACCGAGGACACAAACCCACUGCUGGUGCCACCAGACUAACGUGCACCAAAGACGGAUGGACACCAAAUCCACCCUGUCGAGAAAUAUUAUGUGACAGUAAGAAAAUCCAGAAUGCAGUCAAUUUGGAUGACGGCCAGCAUAUUUACAGAGAAUACGAUCGAGCCCAAUUUGUCUGCAAGAGUUCUCGAGAAAGGUUUACGCUCACUUGUGAAGCACGUGGUUGGAGGGGUUCUGUACCUUGUGCAGAACAACAAUGCCAAAAUCCUGACCUCAGGAGUGCCGAAAUUGUGCAUAAUGAUAAGAACUAUUAUGACCACGGUGAAGAAGUCCAAUAUGCAUGCAAGAACGACAUCGACCGCCAGUUCACGGUUACCUGUGAAUUUGGUGUGUGGACUGGGAUUCAGAACUGUUCAGCUUGCCUGGAACAGGAUGUGAUCCACGGCUUUGCUGUUGGCCGCCCAUCAAAAGAAAAACUCUACUAUACGUGCAAUGAAGGUUACAAACUUCCCACUAAAGGAUGGUGGGGUGAGGCAACUUGCGUUGAUGGACUGUGGUUUGGACUGGAGCAAUGUGUGGAAAACAAUAAAUGUGCAGAAAUACCGAUGAUUGCCAACGCCAAAGUCCAGCCAAAUAAUGGGAAUGGCCAAGAUCAGAGGCUCCAGAUUAUUUGCAAGAGUGGAUACCAGACUCAGCAAGACCACCUUUUGUGCGUCAAAGGCAAAUGGGAUUCAAACGGAAUAGCUCUUGACGAACUCUGCUCUCCUAUUGGUGAGACCUGCAGUCCACCACCUAAAGUGGAAAAUGCUGUCAUUUUGACUUCAUUUCGGAGGGAAUUCUUGUCGGGCUCUAAUGUGAGGUUCAAGUGCCGCCAGAACUUCAUGAUAGAAGGAGAAGACACCAUCACGUGCCAAAAUGGCCAAUGGGACACGACGGACAUAAAGUGUACACCGUACUGCUCCAAGCCCAAAUAUGCGGACCAGAUGAUGACCUUGCACGUGGAUAAAGAAAAGUACGUGAACGGUGAAAUAUUACAAUAUCGCUGUAUCAGACGGGGUGAACAAAAUGAGGGGUUCACAACCUGUGUGAAUGGCAAAUGGAGAGAGCCAAUUCAAUGUGAAGUAAAGCCGUGUCCACUUCCCGAAAACAUCCCAAAUGGCCGUUAUCAACUGAUCCACGGUGAAGACUUUGUUUUCGGGGCGACGAUCCAAUACUUUUGUGACGAGGGCUAUCAAAUGGUGAGUAAGAUCGACACCAGGAUUUGCUUGCUGGACAAAUGGACCAACCAUGUGCCAAUAUGCGAACCUGUGCACUGCGAGGCCCCACCUAAACAUGAAGAGAUCGUGGUCAAAGGUUUACCGGACAAUGACGAGGGAAUCCUUCCGGACCGCUUCCUCACAUUCAGCUGUAACAAUCCUGGAAAGCAACUGAAUGGCAGUCCGUUGUUAGUAUGUGGUAAAGACGGACUUUGGGAUAAGCCCUUCCCCACUUGUGAAGAUAUUGCUUGUAAAGUCGGAGCGAUCCAACCUCAUCUCAGCGUGGACCAGCUGCCACCGGGGAAUCAGACGAUACGGAUCGGACACAGAUUAAGGUUCCGAUGCAGCGAUGACUAUGCUCUGGAUGGAUCCGAAGAAACCGAAUGCCUACCAACUGGGGAAUGGAAAGUCCCUUUCCCAAAAUGCUCUGAGCCAUGCCAGAUCACGGGUGUACCGAACAACGUGCGGCUGAGCACCCAGCUACGUGUCAGACAAGCAAGAAGAGGGCAGAGGUUGACGUUCAGUUGCCUCCAACGUGGAGACACGCUUUUGGGCAAGAACGUGGUUGUAUGCUUGUCAAAUGGCCUGUGGAGCGACCCCUUUCCAACAUGCGGAGCUCCUUCGGGAUGUCAGCGUCCACCGCACCUUCCGGGCGGAGACACCAAGUAUUCCACUAAACCCACGUACGGACACGACGAAAGGGUGGAAUACAUUUGCCAGCCUUAUUACCAAAUGGAGGGUGAGCCUUAUAAAACCUGCAAAAAUGGCCAAUGGACUGGAGACAUGAAAUGCCUCAAGCCCUGCACCGUGGACCGGGAGCUCAUGAACAGGCACGGCGUGACAUUCCGAUACAAGCGGGACGGCAAUCUGUACUCGUCCCACAACGAUAUCAUCGAGUUCUGGUGCGUGCGAGGGACGAGACACGAUGGAGUGUUGGCCAUGCGGCAGAAGUGCAUCGAUGGAAUGAUCGACCUGCCCACUUGCCACUAGCGUCUUCCACAGUCCGCUAAAAACAAAAAAUUUCAAAAUAAUCCCACUUAUUCUUCAGAUCAUUUCGCAACUUUCAACAUUUGAGAUAAUUUUUCACGAAGCCGUUACGCUUUAAGGUGGACGUAUUAACCUGCUGAUGAAUAAAUCUACAUUAAAAGGGAGAUUUUUAUGAUUAUUAGUAAACAUUAGUAGGACUGGCAGACGAGUAAACACAUUUGUCAAAAAAUUAAAAAAUAUUAUCGUUGAAGCAACAUUCUUUUAUAAUUUUAUACACUGCAAGCUGGUUGCAUUAAGGCGAAUUAAAACCAAUUCAAUUGAUGUGUUUUGGUGUCCUUUUCUCAAAGGCUUUUUUUCAUUUAGAACAUAUGUAUAUAUACCUGUAUAUACAUACAUAUAUCGGGGCGGUAUAGCUCGGUUGGUAGAGCGGCCGUGCCAGCAACUUGAGGGUUGCAGGUUCGAUCCCCGCUUCCGCCAUCCUAGUCACAGCCGUUGUGUCCUUGGGCAAGACACUUUACCCACCUGCUCCCAGUGCCACCCACACUGGUUUAAAUGUAAAAAUUGG
Molecule: messenger RNA, 4072 nt
Organism: Nerophis ophidion (straightnose pipefish)
Lineage: Eukaryota; Metazoa; Chordata; Actinopteri; Syngnathiformes; Syngnathidae
Product: complement factor H-like
Exons: 22
Coding region: 172-3510 (1112 amino acids)
Source: RefSeq, a predicted model, not a curated record